Messenger RNA from Nerophis lumbriciformis (worm pipefish), 1371 nucleotides. RefSeq names its product adipocyte plasma membrane-associated protein. Gene Ontology annotation, cellular component: endomembrane system. The record is from RefSeq and is a predicted model, not a curated record. NCBI's taxonomy places the organism in Eukaryota, Metazoa, Chordata, Actinopteri, Syngnathiformes, Syngnathidae. Gene Ontology annotation, molecular function: hydrolase activity.
AGAAAGCUAGUCGAUGUAGUAUAAACGCCCCGUAAAAGUCCGAACUGGCUUCGACGUAAAAGGAAAAAUGUUGUUCUUGUUUAAAUGAACGUGUGGUGGAAACCGGCAAUAACCAAGACGGAUGUUCUCUUUUCAACGAAUGUCUUCACUUCCCUUCAUUAAUGUUUGCUCAUUCGGUUCCAGACGACCACUUAACACCAUGUGGGGUGAAAGGUGGCUGUCGGUGGCUUUGCUGGCCGUGGCCGCUGGAUUUUACUUCCUGCCUUCACCCAUCGACCCCAAAGCCCACGUGCUGAAAGGGCCUCCGCCGGCGCUCGACGGUCCGCUCGCUGCCAACACUCGCCUGCAGGAAGGCCGCAGACUCUUUGAGGGGAAACUCCACGGUCCAGAAUCUUUCACUGCCGAUGAGGAGGGGAACAUCUACACGGGGACGGUGGAUGGGAAGCUGUGGAGGAUCGGUGCUGAUGACAGCCUCACCUUCAUCACCCAAAUGGGCCAGAACCUACCGGAAUGUGGGAGCAGCACGGCCUACGAGCCGGUGUGUGGUCGUCCUCACGGCGUGCGUCUGGAUCGCCAUGGUAACCUCAUCGUGGCCGACUCCUACUUGGGACUGCACAGCGUCGACCCGCACACCGGAGAGAAGACGGUGUUGGUGUCCAACUCAGAGGGCGCUGCUGGCGUGCCUUUUGCCUUCCUAAACGGCCUGGACAUCUCCUCCCAGACGGGGAUGGUUUAUUUCACCGACUCUUCCAGUCGCUGGGGGAGGAGACAUGUCAAGCUGGAGGUAAUCGAGCUGAACAACCUCGGCCGUCUUCUCUCCUACGAUCCUCACACUAGAGAAGUGACCGUCCUGCUGGAUUCUCUCUACAUGCCCAACGGCAUCGCGCUCUCGCCCGACGAGAACUUCCUGCUCCUGGCCGAGACCAGCAUCGGCCGCAUCCUGCGGUUCUGGCUAAAAGGCACUAAGGCAGGCACCAAGGAGGUGGUCAUGGACAACAUGGUGGGUUACCCUGACAACAUCCGCCUCAGCGACCGUGGAACAUUCGUGGUCGGCAUAACAACGCCACGCUUCCGCAAGUGGACGCCUCCCUUCCUGGACAUGAUCGCACCCUACCCAGCUGUCAAACGCUUCAUGGCUAAGGUGGUUCCUCUGAGCUUCUACAACGUGCUGCUGCCGCGCUACGCUUUGGUUCUGGAGCUGGACUUGGACGGCCGGCUGGUGGCUUCCCUGCACGAUCCGGAAGGCCGACUGACGUGGGCCAUCAGCGACGUGUUCCAGCACCGAGGGCGGACCUACCUGGGCAGCACCGACCUGCCCUUCCUGCCCGUGGUCCACGGCGCAUGGGACAGCUGAUAGUAUGCUGUGUGAUC